Molecule: messenger RNA, 1611 nt
Organism: Rosa rugosa (rugosa rose)
Lineage: Eukaryota; Viridiplantae; Streptophyta; Magnoliopsida; Rosales; Rosaceae
Product: early nodulin-75-like
Exons: 3
Coding region: 69-1394 (441 amino acids)
Source: RefSeq, a predicted model, not a curated record
GCAGCUAGCUAGCUCAACCUUCCUCUCUCGAGCUCUCAAUUAAUAAACGAAGAGUACGGUAGAGGCUAAUGGAGGAUGAUCAUCACACUCCAGAUUAUGAAGAUCAUCAUACUCCAGAUUACGAAGACCACCCCCACGAUGAACAACCUGAAGCUCAUGUGGAGGUACAAGUCGAACAAUAUCAAUAUCAACAAGUAGCGCUUGAAAUUAGCGACAAUAGUGGAAACUACGACCAAAACCAGCAGCAGCAACAACAACAACAGCAGCAGCCACAACCUCCACCACAAGGAGGCCAACAACAACAACAGUUCUUCCAGCAGAAGCAGCAGCCGCCGCCGCGUCAACCAUCUUAUCAGCCGCCUGUACAAUUCCCACCACAACAACCACCACCGCGGCCGAUCCAAUACUUGGCUCCACAGCCGCCUCGCCCUGUGCCAUUCCCUCCUCAGAGCCCACAAAACCAAAACUACGCAAACCAGCCUCCUCCUCCAGGACCUCCACAACAGUUCCCACCACAAAACCCUCAGUUUCAAGCUCAACAGCCGCCUUAUCAGCCACAGCCACCUCAACAGUUUCCACCACAGAAUGCGACCCCUAACCAACAAAACAACCCUUUUGGACAACCACCUUCUCCGGCAAAAUAUCCUCCGCAACCACCUUCUCCGGUGAAAUAUCCUCCACAACCACCAUCUCCGGCACAAUAUCCUCCUGCAGCAGGUUCGUCUCAGCCUCCUCAAGGCUACAAUGACAUUCCCCAACCUUCAAAGCAGCAUCAGGCGCCGCCUCCGGUGCAAGUGGGCUAUAAUAAGCCUCAGCCACCCCAACAGUACCACCAGCAGCAACAAUACCAACCACAACCACCACAGCAGAAUCAUUAUGCGGCUGCUCCUUCUCCGGCUCAAGGAGUUCCGAUGCAGGCCCCUUACGGGCCGCAGGGAACGCCUAUGACUAUGAAUAUGAUGAACCCGAUUGGCACUGAGGCUUGGAAAACCGGGCUCUUUGAUUGCAUGGAUGAUCCUAAUAAUGCUCUCAUAACGUUAUUCGUACCAUGCUUGACUUUCGGCCAGAUAGCAGAAGUUGUGGAUAAUGGCACUACCUCAUGUGGUACGAGCGCAUUGCUGUACGGCUUGGUUGGAGCGUUCAUCGGAGUGCCAUUCAUAAUGUCAUGCACUUAUCGCACGAAGAUUCGGAGCAAGUAUGGGCUAGUUGAGACCCCUGCACCUGACUGGGUCACCCAUUUGUUUUGCGAGCCAUGUUCUCUUUGCCAAGAGUACAGAGAACUUAAUUUGAGAGGGCUAGACCCUUCUAUAGGAUGGCAAGGAAAUGUGGCAAGGGCAAUGCAGCAGCAACAACCUAAGAUGAUGACGCCUCCAGUGAACCAAAUGAUGAGGUGAUCAAUCAGUUGAUACUGAUCGAGUGAUCCGUUCAGAAAGUUUUUAAUUUCAGCAAAUGUUCAUGCCUCAAUUAAGCUUAGAUUUUUUUCUGUUUUUUUUUUCAUGUGAUGUUUUCAAUUACUAAUAAGGUGGAUGCCAUGUAUGAAAAUGUAGUGGUUCAUCCUUGUAAUAUCCUGAACGGUUUGCCAUUUUUCAUUUACUUGAAUAUUAUAGAGUG